Molecule: messenger RNA, 1005 nt
Organism: Ceratosolen solmsi marchali
Lineage: Eukaryota; Metazoa; Arthropoda; Insecta; Hymenoptera; Agaonidae
Product: zinc finger matrin-type protein 5
Exons: 3
Coding region: 290-784 (164 amino acids)
Cellular component (GO): U12-type spliceosomal complex
Molecular function (GO): zinc ion binding; nucleic acid binding
Source: RefSeq, a predicted model, not a curated record
UAAUAACAACAAUAAUAAUAAUAAUCAACUCGGAAUUAUAAGUGAGCGUUCUUUAAGUGAUAAGGCGGCUCAAGGGUUUAGAGAAAUAGUGAGUUUUGCUAUAAUUUUAUUAUUUAACCAAUGGUAUACGUUACAGGUGGGACUAAUUCUAUUGAAUUCUAUUGAAGCCAAUAAAUUUAAAGAGCACAGAUUUAAAUUUAAGUUGCGUGGUAAUUAUCAAAUUACAAACAAACACAUUGUAUUUUUUAUCGCCGAGGUUAGAAAUUGGUUACGAGCCCAGUUAUUAAUAAUGGGUAAACGUUAUUAUUGCGACUACUGUGAUCGAUCGUUCAAGGAUGCUCAAGGAGCAAGAAAAAAGCAUCUUAUUAGUUUACAGCACACGAAAAAUAGAGAAGACCAUUAUAACUUUUACAAAGAUCCUGAGAAGAUUUUAGAAGAAGAAGCAAACAAAAAGUUGUGUAUGAGAUUUAUUAAAGAAGGAGAAUGUCCGUUUGGUGGUUCGUGUAGAUAUUCUCACUAUACUCCAGAGAAGAUUCAAGAAUUACAAAAUUACGUCGCAACAAGAAAGUUAAUGAAAGAGAAUGCCUUCAAUCCAGAUCCAGAAGAAAUUGUUAAACAAUAUUUUGAGGAUACCGUAGACCCUGAGGAAAUUGUAGAAAACAAUAUAAAUUUAUGGCCAUUGCCAGAAGAAUUGAAAAAAUACCCAAAUCUGCCACCUUCGCUACAGCCAAUGACCUACAAGAACUUUACCUCCUCCGACUUUCCAGAAUGGGGCUGGCGAUAAUAUUAAGACUUUGUCAAUAAAGUAGCACGCAUUAAUUAAUCAUUCAAAUUGUGAUAUUGUGAUAUUAGGCUGUACGGGGCAACCUAGACAGUGACAGUUUACAAAUGAGCUCCCAGUCAUCGUUAGGAGUCCUGUACAAUAUUGUCAUGUAAAUAUAAUUACGUUCGCGUCAAUCUCCGAUUGCGCGUGUACAGCACUGAUUAAAGUCUAUUUACAACCUA